GACUAUCUUACUACUGGAUCCGAUAACCAGUUCCUAGUAACGACGGCUCUGUGCGUGAACUGUGCUGUGCUCUAUCUCAACUGGUGAUUCGGUCCUAUCCGCAAUGAAUAAUACCGUCCAUGAUGAAAUUGAAGUAAGAAGAUUAAUCUCUGUUAAAUAACGGUUUUAUGGCCAGCACUAUAACUAGGACUGUAGUGCAAAACUUACCGUCGAAAGUUGGUUGAAGCGUGUAGAACGUCGAAGACAACUUGCCUACACAUCCGACUACGAUUUUACCAGUGAUCAACAGAUGAACGAUGAGGUGGUAGCGAAACGUGGCUCCUGGACAGGGCGCUACGAUUUUCUCCUUUCGCUACUGGGCUAUUCGGUUGGUUUGGGCAAUGUUUGGCGAUUUCCCUACCUGUGCUACAGCAAUGGAGGAGGUGCCUUCCUAAUACCCUUCACCGUGAUGCUGGUCAUAGCCGGGCUGCCACUAAUGUUCAUGGAGCUUUCUCUGGCGCAGUACGUGGGUUUGGGUCCGGCUAUUCUUUUUAAACGGCUUGCGCCGUUGUCAGAGGGUAUCGGAUACGGUAUGAUACUGGUGUCGUUAAUGGUGAUGCUCUACUACAACGUCAUUAUCGCCUGGACCGUAUUCUAUAUGGUGGUGUCAUUCGAGACACCACUACCGUGGAGAGGCUGCCAGCACGAGUGGGCUACUUCGAACUGUUUUUCGUACGAAGAGGAAGACGAUUGUCUGGCCACCGAUGGGUCUUAUUAUAAGGGCUCCUGCUUGUCCAUGGAACAAUAUCGCUUAUUGAAUGCAACCGUCCGCACGCCACGAAAACCACCAGCGGAAGAAUUUUUCAAAAAUUAUUUUCUUCAACUAUCGUCUGGCAUCGAGGAGACCGGCAUGAUAAACCAACGGCUCGCCAUCUGUCUGCUAGCAGCUUGGGCGAUUGUUUUCCUCUGCCUGUCCCGCGGUGUCAAGAGUUCCGGCAAGGUAGUCUACUUCACCGCUCUCUUCCCGUACGUGGUACUUGCGGCACUUUUCAUACGUGGCCUAACAUUACCCGGAGCGUACGAUGGCAUUCUGUACUACGUGCGGCCCGACUGGGACAAACUGCGCACCGCUCAGCUAUGGGGAGACGCCGCCGUUCAAAUCUUUUUCGCUCUCAGCCCUGCCUGGGGCGGGCUAUUGACUCUGGCCUCAUACAAUCGGUUCGACAACAAUUGCUAUCGGGACGCGAUCGUGGUAGCAAUAUCGAACAUACUGACCUCAUUCUUUGCCGGAUUCGUAAUAUUUGCUAUCAUAGGCUUUUUGGCACACGAACUGGACACUGGGGUGGAUAGCGUUAUCGAUCAGGGUGCCGGGUUGGCAUUCGUUGUGUUUCCCGAGCUCGUGGGAAAGCUACAGAUGCCUAGGUUGUGGUCGGUUCUAUUUUUUUUCAUGCUUCUUACGCUCGGGCUAGAUUCACAGUUUACGCUGAUGGAAACGGUUGUGACCGCCGUACUGGACACGUUUCCUGCGUUACGUCGAAGGAAGAUAGCCGUCGUGGCCGGUGUUAGCAUCGUCGGAUACCUCGGUGGAUUAAUUUUUGUGACAAACGGCGGAAUGUACUGGUUCCAGCUGUUUGAUAAGUACGCUGCAAACUGGUCCGUGCUGCUGAUAGCCAUCGCUGAGUGCGUUCUGGUCGGGUGGAUCUACGGAGCUGAACGGUUCAUCUGCAACAUAGAGGAAAUGAUGGGCAAACGGUCGAAAUGGUUUCACCGGUUUUGGGUGACGGUUUGGAAGUACAUCACCCCCGCAAUGUUGUUGUUUAUACUUUGCUUUAACUGGCUGCAAUACAAACCAGUGUCAUACGGACGGUACACCUAUCCGGACUGGGCCGACGUAUUUGGGUGGAUUAUUGCAUUGGCACCGGCUGGAAUUGUGAUCUUGGUGGCUAUAAGAAAAAUGUGCAUCAAUCCCGGGCCGUUUACGUGGCAGUCGUUUCGAAAACUGAUGCAACCCUCGGUGGAAUGGAAACCAUCACAGCCCCGAUUGGCUUCGGAAAUGGCGUAUGCAAACAGUAGCGGUAUCGAACUAUAACGCAGAAUCCCUUCGUUGGAAUUAUUAGAUAGAUGUAGAUAGAAUUAGAACUAUAACCAAUACACCUUGCCAACUCAACGCAAAUUAGUUAUAGGGCUGUGUACACGGAAGUUUCAAAAUGAUUAAAUCUUUAUUCAGGUCUUUCAAAUCAA
Molecule: messenger RNA, 2220 nt
Organism: Anopheles funestus (African malaria mosquito)
Lineage: Eukaryota; Metazoa; Arthropoda; Insecta; Diptera; Culicidae
Product: sodium- and chloride-dependent glycine transporter 2-like
Exons: 7
Coding region: 290-2068 (592 amino acids)
Biological process (GO): sodium ion transmembrane transport
Cellular component (GO): membrane
Source: RefSeq, a predicted model, not a curated record